AUGGAAUUAUUCUUUCUCAAUAUAUCUUUGCAAGGUAUUUUAAAAGCUGGAGUGCCUCAUCAUCUUUUGGGUACAAUCAGCCCAGACGUUGAGUUCACCGCCAAGGAUUUUCGGGACUAUGCGAUUCCUGCUCUUGUGAGUCAAUUCCUUCUUGAUGACUCGGUAGAAGAUGUGGAUGAAAGCUGCUUAAUUGAUCAACCUGGGGAUAAACAAUCAGAUUCUGAACUGGAAGUUGAGGGAAAGAAUUUUAGUUAUAAUUUCGAUUGCCUUAAAGACCUUGAUCCAGUUGCAGCUAAUAGAAUUCAUCCAAAUGAUCAUAGAAAGAUCAAGCAAUACCUUUGUAUGUAUGCUCGCUCCGGUGUUCUUCCAAGUAAACUUCUUCAGGAGACAUCCAUGCAGGUUUGGCAGAACUGGGGUAAAGCUGAUAGUUUCAGAUACAUUUGCUGUUUUAUAUGCGUGGAUGCAUCACUCCCUGCAUUGGAUCGAUAUGUGGAGCAAAGAGUAGAUCACAUGGUUAAUGCUGGUUUGCUUAAUGAAGUCUAUGACAUCUACAACUUGAAUGCAAACUAUACUCGAGGUUUACGGCAGGCUAUUGGUGUCCGAGAAUUUGAGGAUUUUCUGAGAGUUUACACUUGUGGUGCGAACAGUACAGAUGGCUCCUGUUUUCAGAUGUCAUCAAAAGACAAUUGUAAGAUGUUGAAAGGAAAUGUGUGGGAAUUCCUGAAUGCCUCCAAGGAGAACCAACAAAAUCUUUUAUUAAAUGAUGCCAUUGACAAAGUAAAAGUGAACACUCGAAGACUUGUUCGUCGUCAAAAGAGGAGGCUUAGUAGAUUACAAACGUUGUUUGGCUGGGACAUAAAUAGUGUUGAUUCCACGGAUUCCUUAGCAGGUACAAGUAAUGAUUUAUGGGCAGCACAUGUUGUUGAGCCCUCCGUGAGAAUAAUCAAGUCAUUCCUUGAUAAGGAUGCCAGUGCAGCACUUGACUCCGUGGCCAGAAAAGGCACCCAAGCAUUGAAAUUGAUCCAAAGGGACCUGUGGACUCAAUAUGUGUGCAAGGCAUGCGGGGACAGGGUACUCAGAGGGGCGCACGAGUGGGAACAACAUAGACAGGGCCGUGGCCACCGCAAACGCAUUUCUCGGCUUAGGAAAUUGGAAGUUUCUGCUUUGUAG
Molecule: messenger RNA, 1170 nt
Organism: Ilex paraguariensis (yerba mate)
Lineage: Eukaryota; Viridiplantae; Streptophyta; Magnoliopsida; Aquifoliales; Aquifoliaceae
Source: the annotation of a GenBank genome assembly